AUGUCCACGAGUCAAUUAUUGUAUCCCGAUAUGAUUUAUCAAAUAUUGCAAUUUGUGGAUGAGCAGGAGAGGAUUGUACAAUGUUCUACUGUAUGUAGACAGUGGAGAGAAACAUGUCAAAUUAUUCCCAUUCACUAUUCGAUUCAAUCAAAAACAAAAUGCAAAUUAUUUAGAUUAAUUCCCUUUCGUAUUAAUUCAAUCAAUGUGCAACCUGAGAAUUAUUUGAAUAGAAUUGAUGAUUUGAAAGGUUUAUUUUCUCAUCAUUCGAAAAUUUGCUAUUUGGAAAAAAUUGAACUAGUAAUUGGAGAAUUUAAAGAAUUGAUUCUCCAAAUAAUUUCUUGUUCUGAUCAUUUGAGAAAGUUAGCCGAGUUGACUGCUUGUGAUUGUGGAAUUGAUGAUGAAUGCAUUGAAAAGAUGCAACAAUCCAAGUUGGCACUCUCAUUGAAAACAUUGAAAUUGAGAGGAAAUUCCAUUACCAAUAUUGACUUGUCCAAGUUUCCAAAUCUAACAAGUCUGUAUUUGGGACAAAACAAGUUGAGUUUAGAUUCGAUAAGAAAAAACUUUUCAGAGAUGAGAUUGGAUUACAAACUUGUCUAUUUAGAUGUCUCUGGUAAUGGAAUGUCGAAUGAAGGACUAUCAAUGAUAUCUAUGAGCAAGAAUUUGAAUUUAUCAACUCUAAAAAUUGGAUUCAAUCGUGCCAUUUCGAAUAGCAGUACAGAUCAUUUCUAUUUCAAUGGAAUGAAAUCUUCACAUCUCACUCACUUGGAUUUAGAAAAUCUUCAUCUCAACUCGGAUUGUAUUCAAUCUCUCUGUUCAAAUCCUCUCUCAAAUCUUACUGAACUCAACUUAGCGCGGAAUCUGAUUGGAAAUGAAGGUGUUAGGCAUUUAUCCAAUUGCAAUCAACUCAAAUCUCUUCAUACACUCUUGUUAGAUUAUAACAAGAUUGGAAAUGAGGGUGUAAAGCACUUGGCACAUAGUCAAAACCUUUCCAAUUUGAAAUUGCUGUUCCUUUCACAGAAUUACAUCAACGACGAAGGUGCUAACAUGUUGGCAAAAAGCAAUUGCCUUAGAAACAUUGUGUUUUUGGAUUUGAGUGAGAAUGGACAUAUUUCAAUUCGAGAAGCACUACCACCAUCAUUUUCAUUCGAGUGA
Molecule: messenger RNA, 1152 nt
Organism: Naegleria gruberi
Lineage: Eukaryota; Heterolobosea; Eutetramitea; Acrasida; Naegleriidae
Exons: 1
Coding region: 1-1152 (383 amino acids)
Molecular function (GO): protein binding
Source: RefSeq, a predicted model, not a curated record